Molecule: messenger RNA, 3173 nt
Organism: Porites lobata
Lineage: Eukaryota; Metazoa; Cnidaria; Anthozoa; Scleractinia; Poritidae
Source: the annotation of a GenBank genome assembly
UUGUGUUCUUUGUUGAUCAGGGCUCCAGAGGUCGAUAACUGGAUGAUUAUCGAGCUUCAAGGAACACUAGAGACUAAAGAGGACGUCAGUUUGGAAGGAAAGGCCAUUGGCGACUUACAUUUCGAUGCAAAGGUCGGUGCAUAGUGACAGGUCGUUUCGCCUGCGUGUCGUUUCGCUAAAGCAUCAGUCAAUAGACCUUGUCACGGUUUUCGACGCCAUCUUGACGAGUAGGCAAACGCGUGAGAAAUUGCAGUGUUUGUAUGAGAAUCUAAUAAAGCCGUAAAACGGCUGUUCUGAAAAAAAUAUCAGUUGUAAACUAAAGCUACAAAGCAAAGGAUUGUCCUAAAAAAUUUGGGGGGUGUACCUGUGCUUAAAUUUCUCCAGAGGCUUGCUUUAAAUUUUCCAUAUAUUUGUCUGUAAUUUUCCCGGGACUUUCUUACAGACAAAUGUAUAGAAAAUUUUAAAAAGUGGUUCUAGGUCUUCUAGUGCAUGUAACGCCCUCAAAUUUUUUCAGGAGAAUCCUUAGGAGUGAAGCUUUAGUUUACAAAUCAUAUUUUUUCAAAACAGCCGUUCUACGGAAAUUAUUCGGCAUUAGAUUCUCAUACAAACACUGUAAUUUCUCACGCGUUUGCCUACUCGUCAAGAUGGCGUCGAAAACCGUGACAAGGUCUAUUCCAGCUACGCCUCCAUCCCCCUCCUCCGGGCUACCGCGGGGCAUUAGCCCGCCUUUUCAGUCCGGGGGUGGGGCAUUAGCAAAUUUUGGGAUGCCCGGGGGUUGGGCAUUUGCCAACCCUGGGGUGAGCCCGAGCUUUUGACACGUGGUGUCCUUUCUAAAUAUUACUACACAGAGGAGUUUACUGGAAAAACGAGCAGAUUGGCUCAUCUGGUUGGGGGGUGGGGUUGGCAGGGUGGAACUGGAAUUCAAUUGAUGGAUACAAAACGUCCCAUUCGCUAACAUCUUAUGUCAUCCCGCUAAGAAGCGAAAUGAGUGCUGCGCAUGUAUAUGCUUUGUUCUCUCCGCCAUGAUACAAAAAACUGCAAUAUGCAUGUAUGUACCUUGUUCUUUCAGCCGCUGAUCAGGCAAAAGCAGUUAGGUAACAGACCAAACACGUAGGCGAAAUGACUUCAGAAGUUAGUUAAUAGGAUGUUGGCAAGAUGACUUGUAGGUGGAAGGAAAGUAAACCCGGAGCAUUAUGAUCCCAUCAUCUGAAGGCUUAUUCAUGCAAUUUUCAAACUUGUUGUUUGGAUUAGAAAACUCACUGAAUUUUGCUGAUUUUGAUUUGGCAGUCCCUGUUCGCUUUCAUUUCAGGCCUGAAAAUUGUUGGUAAAAGACUUCGUGAGCAUCAAAGGAUUUACCAAUGAAUCCACCACUCAGGGAAAUGAUUCAUUGGUUUUCCUUUGAUGUACUAUGAUCUAAGUGAUGUUGGAUCACUGAUUCAGAUCCUAAAGGAACACACCUGAAGAUUUCACUUUGCAGGGUAUAUCUAAGUAGAAGGCAGGGAAUUGAACAGUUAAGAAGUUCUUUUGAUUCAGUUUUCCUUUUGUUUCCUACCAACGUAGCUGGGUUCAUGCUCAUAGUAGCCUGGGGAAAGCCCUAGCCCCCAGAAUUACGAUCGUCUCACUACAAAUUUGUUUCACUACAAGUCGUCUCACUGCAUAAUGAAGUCGCUUCACUGUGAAGUCAUUUUGCUGCAAGUCAUUUCGCUGCAUUAUAAAGUUGAUUCGCUGCAACCAACCUUUUGUAUUAAACAGGUUAAAAACAACUUAGAAUGAACUACAAAUGGGUAUAACUUGUUAAGUUAAUGGAACUACUUUACAACUUUGCAGCCAAUCAACUUCAUUAUGCAGUGAAAUGACUUGUAGCAAAACGACUUUGUAGCAAAACAACUAUACACCAGCCCCCAGCCCAAAGCGUCAGCCCUGAAAGAAAAUUAAAAUACCCCCAGUAUGUAGGAAAACGGUUUUGGGGGAAAACCAAAAUAAGAAAGUUACCAUUAGCUUGCCCAAACAACAAGAUGCUGCUUCAAUUGACAUUCUCAGGGAGACUCAGAGUUCCAGGGUUUAGCCCAAAAUGAUGUCAAUAAUAUUAUAAAUUUCUUUUAGAGUGCUUAAAAUGCUUGGCCAUAUAAAGGGACUGGUCAUUUGUUACAUCCUGGGUGGGGGGGGGGAAGUGAGUUGUGUUUAUCUGUAAAACAAAGUGUAUCAAAAAUGUACUCUCUUUAUUACCCCACCCCCUCACAUUUUGACUCUUGCUCUUUGAUAUAAAUUCUCGCCCCCCCCCCCCAAAAAAAACUGCCCCACCUCUCCACCCCCAAAAUGAACAAGUAGUCCCUUUUUAUAGGUAGCAUGCUAUGAAAACACACUAACUGCAUUUUGCUGGGUCACUCACCCAGUCCUUUGGGGUGUUAAAUGUAGCUAAAUGCAAUUUAAACAUGAGAAAAUGCUGGCCAGCGGUCUGCACCACUAAUCGUAUGUGGUGGCAGUCUUAACUUUAGCAGGGCUUUAGUAACAUUAUUUUACAGUGCUUUCGCAGAAGUAAAUCAUUUUGCUCAUGUUGCCUUCGUGUGCAGUAGCUUUAGCUGGUUUUACCCCCAACCUCCCCUCCCCUUUGGAUGUUUGUCUUGGUAAGUAUCUGCACAUCUGGAUUGAGGUUCUCAGUGUGACGGUGCAUGGUGUGUGCCACUCACAGGGUUUUCAUGAUUACCUUCUAGGCUCACUUGCUGCUCCCUUCGGUUUCACCAGGUACCUUCCCCACACCCAUCUAUUGCUGAUGGGUUUAAAGGAAGAGAAACUUUCAGUAUGUUAACUUUUCAGUGACAAAUUUGUAAAUGUAAACUAAAUUUUGAGCUUGUAGCAGAAGCAACAUCUUUCACUCACCUGCUUUCCAUUGAUAUCAUGUUUGUUGACGUAAAAAUUUUAAUUUCUUUUGUUUCUUGCCAUUGUUUUUGUAGGGAACACCUAUGCUUAUUAUUGGACACCAUUUACUUACUGGUAAAGUAGUGGACCUGGACAAACCGUAUGCUGUGUUACACAAGAAAGCAAAUAUAGCUGACAAUGACAAUGGAGGAAAAGGAGAUACACACUAUGACAUUUGCGCUUUGGUGAAAAAGAAAAUUAUCUUUAAGACCAGACCCAAGCCAAUUGUAUUCAAGUCUGUUCCUAUUUCCAGGUGA